Papaver somniferum (opium poppy) is the source of this 1669-nucleotide messenger RNA. RefSeq names its product pentatricopeptide repeat-containing protein At3g22470, mitochondrial-like. The transcript has a single exon. Lineage: Eukaryota; Viridiplantae; Streptophyta; Magnoliopsida; Ranunculales; Papaveraceae. Gene Ontology annotation, molecular function: protein binding. The record is from RefSeq and is a predicted model, not a curated record. The coding region runs from base 1 to 777 and encodes 258 amino acids.
AUGAUCGAUGGUCUAUGUUUGACAGGUCGGCUGAAAGAUGCAAGGAAACUGUUUGACUCGAUGGUAGAUAGGGGCCUUCAACCUGAUGUUUUCAGUUGCAGUAUAUUAAUUGGUGGAUACUGCAAGAACCGUAAGUUGGAUGAAGCUGUGCAGAUAUUCAAGAAAAUGAAACGAAACGGGUUGAAACCCACAAUAGUUACUUACAACAUUCUAUUAGUGGGACUAUACCGAGAUGGAAGAAUGAAGACUGCAAAGAGUUUGUUUAAUGAGAUGCAAACAUUCGGUGUAUCUCCAAAUAUUAUCACAUACAAUACAAUGUUGGAUGGGUACUUCAAGAAUGGAUACACUGAGAAAGCAAUACAAUUAUUUGAAUCCAUGGAGGGUGUCGGUAUCUUAGCUGAUGUUGAAACAUAUAAUACUCUUAUUCAAGGUUUGUUCCAAGUUGGCAAGUUGGAAGAAGCUAGUAAACUGUUUAUUGAAAUUUCAAAAAAGGGAUUAAUGCCUGAUGUGGUAACAUAUACCACAAUGAUUAAUGGCCUCUUUUGCAGCAAGAUGUUACUGGAGGCUAACAAAUUAAUCAUUGAAAUGGAUGAGAAGGAUUGUGUACCUAAUGCUAUAACAUAUAAUACCAUCAUCAAGGGUUUUCUUGUAGGAAAGGAAACUGACAAGGCAUUGCAUUAUUUUGGGAAGAUGCGUGAAAUAAAAUUUGCACCAAGUGAUUCUGUUAGCUGUUUGUUAGUAAACACUCUCUCUGCAGUUGAGUUAAAAAAUCUCUAGUUAAUUGCUGAGGCAACAGCGAGAAUCUGAAUCUCUAUCAAGUUUCAACAUAUUUUGAUGAAUAUAUGGUUUCUUUCCUUUUCUUUUCUGUACUUCAGUCUUGUUUCGAGAAACUCUCAGUUGUCAUAUACACGGUUCCAGGUGCUGCCGCAAUUAGACACAUAGGUAUUUACAUAACAGAAUGGGGAUUUCUUCCAAAAGACGGCAAGGGAAGCUUCACAGGUACACCAAGAUUUUGACAUAUUUCAUCUGUAACGUGUCCUGUUGUAGUCUGUUUACUUAGGUUUCUGGUGCACUAUUUUAUCUGUUAGAUUUUAGUAGAACUUGACAUAAAGAUAGUUUCACCUUUUCUCUGAACCUGUAUCAAUGUUAUAUAGCAUACGAUGCAAGUAAACUGUUUGCUGAAAGUCCGAAAAAGGGAUUAGUGCCUGAUGUAGUGACAUAUACCGCAAUGAUUAAUGGCCUCUUUCGAAGCAAGAUGUUACUCGAGGCUAACAAAUUAAUCAUUGAAAUGGAAGAUAAGGGUUAUUUACGAGAUGCUAGAGGAUACGAUACCAUUAUCAAGGGUUUUCUUUUAGGAAAGGAAACUGACAAGGCAUUGGAAUUUUUUCACAAGAUGCGUGAAAGAAAAUUUGCACCAAGUGAUUCUGUUAGCUGUUUGUUAGUAAAAACUCUCUCCGCAGAGGAGUUAAAAAAUCUCUAGUGUUUUUUCUUCCUUUUUGAGUGAGACCUUGUAGUUGCUGAGGUAACUUGUGUCUUUUUUGGCAGCUUUAAUUGCUAACUGUUGAUCGUUUUUUCUUUCUGUGCUUUAGUUUUGUUUAUUGAAUCUUCAAUAGAUGUUUUACUCAAUUGAACAUCAUUCAAAAAAACAAGGUUGUUCUGGAAAUUCUCA